This is a messenger RNA of Annulohypoxylon truncatum, 1346 nucleotides long. RefSeq names its product Deuterolysin metalloprotease family-domain-containing protein. The record is from RefSeq and is a predicted model, not a curated record. Gene Ontology annotation, molecular function: metalloendopeptidase activity. Bases 50 to 1156 code for a protein of 368 amino acids. Gene Ontology annotation, biological process: proteolysis. The transcript is spliced from 3 exons. Lineage: Eukaryota; Fungi; Ascomycota; Sordariomycetes; Xylariales; Hypoxylaceae.
GUUUCUGGUGGUCCCACGACAGACUCAUCCUGCUUCCAAGUCCUUCACUAUGAGAUGCGCGGAACUCCUCCUGGUAGCGGCCAGCCUGGCUGCUACCAUUGAUGCCCAUAUUCUAAAGCCUCUGCAUAAGAAAGAGGCUUCUGUGUUGGAAGUUACUCUAACUCCAGCGGAAACGGGCGGUGUUGCUGAACUGGUUGCGACUAUAAAAAAUACUGGUCUCACAGAUCUUAACCUUCUAAAGAUUGGAACCCUGCUCGACGAGAGUUUACCUGUCCAGAAGGUCUUGGCAGUGGAUGAGUCAGGCAUUGAGGCUAGAUUCAAGGGGAUUCACGCAAGCAUUCGCUAUGAUGCUCUCACAGCUGAGAAUUUCCGCCUCCUGAAGGCUUCCGAAUCUGUGAGCACCAAUAUUAGUGCCGCUAGCAUUCAUGACUUCGCCAAUUCUGGAACAUACACAUUUACGGCCGCCGGAGUGAUGCCUGUGGCCUCAGCCGGAUCUACGAAAUUAUCCGGACCUGCGCUCGACUUCCAAUCGAACAGUGUCAGUCUACACGUUGACGCGCAAGCAGCCGCUGCAGUGCCCAAAGUUCUAAGCUUCAAACCCCUGGAAGCACGCACCAACGUCCAAGAUGGUUGCAAUGCUACUCAGUUAGCGGCUAGCACCGCAGCUCUUGAGCACUGCGUGACCCUGGCCCUUGCCGCCGCCGCGGAUGCCAAGGACCCGUCUUCAGCUCGCUUUGUCGAGUACUUCAAAACCAAUUCAUCGGAUACGCGGCAGAUCGUGGUAGACCGGCUAACAGCGGUCUCAAAGGAAUGUUCGACGACCAACUCGGGACCGUCGCGGUACUUUUGCUACGACUAUUAUUCCCUAUGCGAAAUUGAAGGGCCUCUGAACGCGUAUACUGCGUGGGAUGUGGACACAGUGGUUAUGUGUCCGCUAUUUUACGAUACGCUUCCCCCUCUGCCGCAGGCAUGCCACCAUCAAGAUCAGGCCACGACCACAAUUCAUGAGAUGACGCAUUGCGAAGAGGUCUAUAAGCCUCAUACGAAUGACUAUGCGUAUGGUUAUAACGAGAGCACCGCGCUACCCGCGGACCGCGCUUUACAGAAUGCGGACAAUUACUCCCUGUUCGCGAAUGCUGUCUAUAUGAAGUGCUAGCCGGUACCUGGAGCAAAGGGAGCGAUUAGACCUAGGGUAGGUAGGUGGUAGGCACUCGAUAGGAGAAGUCAUAUGAUAAAAUAAGCCGAACUACAUAAACUACACCAAUACAAUUCUUAGUAGCUAAAUAGCUAAAUAGACUUCAGUUUACGGAUGAAGAAUACACAUUUGGAAGUCUUAGCACCUACAU